Molecule: messenger RNA, 1694 nt
Organism: Drosophila eugracilis
Lineage: Eukaryota; Metazoa; Arthropoda; Insecta; Diptera; Drosophilidae
Product: mitochondrial sodium/calcium exchanger protein
Exons: 7
Coding region: 1-1608 (535 amino acids)
Biological process (GO): monoatomic cation transport; intracellular calcium ion homeostasis; transmembrane transport
Cellular component (GO): membrane
Molecular function (GO): calcium:sodium antiporter activity
Source: RefSeq, a predicted model, not a curated record
AUGCAUGAACAGACAGUUUGUACUUUGGUUCACGAUUUGCCGGUAACACAACAAUGUCAUUUUGUGAAAAACACAGCAGAUUGCCUGGCUAAUAUGAAAUUGAUCAACUACCUGACUUGGCAUUACUGCAAAGUGGACAUCCGUAGCAGAUUCAAUGCAUUCUGGAUCGUUCUGGGAAUGCUCAUAGUUUCGAUCUACGUAUUCUGGAUGAUGCAGGUUACCAUAAACUAUUACUUCUGUCCAAUUCUAAAGGUGAUAGCCGAUUCCUUGCGGAUGAACGAGAGCACGGCUGGGGUGACAGUUAUGGCCUUGGCUAAUGGUUCUCCAGAUUUAUUCACUUCGAUGGCCUCGAGAAUGCAGAUGUCGAAAUACACAUUCCUCUCGUGCAUGUCGCAGGCCAUGUUUCUGCACAUCUUUGUCGCCGGCCUGGUGAUCCUGACCAGGCCCUUCAAUAUAGAGCCAAACUAUUACAUGCGUGACUUUGGCUUCCUAUUCCUCAAUAUUGUCUAUAUGGACUAUAUCCACAAGAAACGCAACGGAAUCAACUGGUUAAUGGCUAUACCAGGUGCCUGUAUCUUUGUGGGCUAUGUCAUUGUGGCUGUCAUUGAUCAGCAUUUGCUAAUGGCUCGCAUUCAAAAACUGGAGCGCAGAGCCCUAGAGGUUGGUGAGGUAUUGCAACUGGAGGAACUGAAGCCACAGACAAAGUUGCCGCUGAGACGUCACGAAAUAGAUCGUCAUUCCCUUCGUCAGGGCGGUCGUCAUAAGCUUAUUUUCCGUCAAUUCUGGAACACAGUCGCCGAAUUCGACUUGGAACGUUUUCGUAAGGGAACCUUAAUGGUGAAGAUAUAUCUAGUGACCAAACAGCCCAUCGAUAUGGUCUUACGAAUACUCAUCCCAGUCGUUGACAUGGAGAAACCUCUGUACGGAUGGUCCAAAUUGCUCUAUAGCCUGCAAGUUAUUAUUGUCCCCACCUACAUAGCCUACAUAAUACUUCCGGCUGAAAAAAUAGCGGGCAUUGACAUCUAUUUGUUCAUCUUAAUUUUCGUGGUGCCCCUGUCUAUCUUGAUAUUUUUCCUCACGCGCACCGACACCCCGCCCAGAUUUUUUAGGUACACAUCUCCCAUGGGUUUCCUGGCCACCGUCUUUCUGAUCUUUUGCCUGACCGCCGAGGUAAACGCCAUGUUUUUCACAUUGGGAACCAUUAUGUAUGUGAGCCAGGAGUUCUCGCUGGCAACGGCCAUUUGCUGGGCAAUUAGUAGCAAUGAUCUGGUGACCAAUCUCUCUUUGGCCUAUCAGGGAUGGCCUCGCAUGGCCCUGACGGCCACCUUCUCAGCACCUGUUUUUGGAUCCUUUGUGUUCCUGGCCCUGCCAUUGGUGGUGCAUACACUCGUAUCAGCGCCGGAUAAUGUUCACCUUUCGGAAGGUGCCUUCGGGGAGACUGUAUGCAUCUUCUUGGAGGUCGGAAUGGGCUUUAACAUGCUUUCUGCACUCACCACAAACUUCAAGCUGCGACGAGCUUGUGGUUUCCUUCUGGUUUCCUACUACGUAUUCUUCAUAAUGGUUCUUGUUCUUCUGGAGAAGGGUGUGAUCCAUGCUUAUGGAGUAUAGCAACCUACUGAAGAGAUUUGUAACCCAUCAAAUAUGCAAAUUCCGGAGAUGAUUUAUACCCCAUUAAAUGACCAAUUUCAUUCUAA